UUUUGGCGAAACUAUUGACGAAUGAAAUGAGAGCUUACAAAGAGUUAUGGCGUGAAAUGAAAAAAUUCACCGCACAAAUUUCUAAAAAAUCUAAAUGCGCGGAAAUGAAAGGAACUGAUUGAGAAGAAGAUACAAAUUUGAAAGUUUAUUAAAGCGAAAGACAUUGAAAGUGAAAUAUUAACAGAGCCAUCCAGAGGAGAUCAGAUGUCUGUUUAAAGCAAAGCUGACCUGCAAGUGCAUAUGUGAUUACAAAAAUGACUAUUUUGAAUUGGCUGGAGUACAACCUUCAGAGGGAUCCUUCAGAUAAUGGCAUUACUCUCCAAGAAAUACUCUCCAAGUGCAAUAAAGAUAGAUACAAUUGUGGUCUCGCCCUUGUGGACCGGAGAAGACUUGGACGUUUAGUGAUAAAGUACUUCCAAAUCGGAAUAUCAACAAAGGUCAUGCCAAACAAUAUUCUUUAUAGCUUAAAAUGGAGAAAUCAUAUCAGGGUUAUACCUUUUAACAUUGGUAAUGACACCUCAUUUAUAAAAGAGACUGGCUGGCGUGUUGAUUCAACAACUGAGCAUGCCCUCAUCCUGGCUAAAGUUAUUGACUUAAAAAUUAAUAAUUUAAAUGUUGAGGAGAAAGUUGAAUUUAGAGGUGACAGGUGGUCUUUGAAGAUCAACGAUAGACAAGUAAAUCUGAAUGACAUUGAUGUAGAUGACAGGUAUAUAACAUCACAAGAUGGCAUUCUCACAGUUCUAGCUGUAGUGGAUCAUAUCUCAGUCUGCCGUGGAAAGGAAUUGAAAGUUAAGUUUGCAAACAAUUCAAUCCAAAAUGCCAAUUUGGAAAAUAUCAAUAAUACUUCAAAAAUUGUAGUUAAUAGCACAGAAUGUUUAAUAGCAGUUCCUAUCACCUGUGGUGGAGACACUUGUCCAGCCUGUAAAACAGUUGUAGAAAAUGUAAAGUUUUUACCUCAUGUACCAGAAAAGAGUUCAUCUGAAUGUGGAAUUGCUUCAGAUAAAUCCAUUGCUGAUAUAAAAGAAGAACAUAACUAUGCUAACGAGAGGAGCACUGACUCUCAUCAUGAUCAACCUGAGGAAAACUCAAAUCAAACUUUUGAACAAACUCACAAAGUAAUGGCUUCAAUACUCAAUAAUAUGGAACCAAUGCAACCAAUUGUCAAACAGGUGCAUUCAACGCUCAGUGAAACUUUGCCAUCCAAGAAACAAAGUGGCAAAGUGAAAUCGUCAGCAAUCAAUGACAAAGCGAUAAUAAGAACUCAGAAAACAGCUGAACCAAUGACAAAAAAUGUACAAAGGAUAAUCAAAAAACAACCAAAUCCAGAAAAAAAUAUUUUUAUACCUCCAGAACUGCCGAAUAUUGAUCAUGUUCUAAUUCCUGUAUCUAAUGUUGAUCAUGUUUUAGUUCCUGUAUCCACCAAAAAUACAGAGGAGAGAAUUGAAACUAUGCAACAGAGUAAAGACCAUCAAAGCCAAUCAAAGCACGAGGAACAAUAUGGUCUUGUGAAUUACGUGCAGGGAGUCCCUAUACUGAAACAUGGUGAAGUUCUGCCAGGAAAAGAACAAGACAGUUUUUGUGAUGUAGUGAUAAAAGAUACAGAAUUACAACCUAGUUCAGAACAAUAUAUUGAAAGCCUGAUCCAAAACAUUCUUAUGAAUGAAGGAGAUGAUAAU
Molecule: messenger RNA, 1676 nt
Organism: Owenia fusiformis
Lineage: Eukaryota; Metazoa; Annelida; Polychaeta; Sabellida; Oweniidae
Source: the annotation of a GenBank genome assembly